Epinephelus moara (kelp grouper) is the source of this 1428-nucleotide messenger RNA. It is a transcript of the gene bco2b, whose product is annotated as beta-carotene oxygenase 2b. Gene Ontology annotation, biological process: carotene catabolic process; retinal metabolic process. The transcript is spliced from 10 exons. Gene Ontology annotation, molecular function: beta-carotene 15,15'-dioxygenase activity; carotenoid dioxygenase activity. The coding region runs from base 16 to 1428 and encodes 470 amino acids. Gene Ontology annotation, cellular component: mitochondrion. Lineage: Eukaryota; Metazoa; Chordata; Actinopteri; Perciformes; Serranidae. The record is from RefSeq and is a predicted model, not a curated record.
CACUGGUUCGAUGGCAUGGCUCUGCUGCACCAGUUCAAACUAUCCAACGGACAGGUGACGUACAAAAGCCGCUUCCUGUCCAGUGACAGUUACAAAGCCAACAAGGAGCAUAACCGCAUCGCAGUGUCGGAGUUUGGCACCAUCACCAUGCCGGACCCCUGUAAGAACUUCUUCCAGCGCUUCCUGUCAAGAUUCGAACUCCCAGACGCCACAGAUAACGCCAACGUGAGCUUUGUGACCUACAAAGGCGAUUACUACGUCAGCACGGAAACCAAUAACAUGCACAAGGUGGACCCUGAGACACUGGAGACGACUGAAAAGGUGGACUGGAGCAAAUUCAUCGCUGUGAACGGAGCGACCGCACACCCUCACACCGAGCCCGAUGGAACAACUUACAACAUGGGGAAUUCAUACACCCGCAAAGGAGCGAGCUACAACAUCAUCCGAGUGCCGCCGACCAAAAAAACAGCUGGGGAGACCCUGGAGGGAGCCACAGUGCUGUGCACUAUUCCCUCAGUGGACAAGAGUAAACCAUCCUACUACCACAGCUUUGCGAUGUCUGAGAACUACGUGGUGUUCAUCGAGCAGCCCAUCAAGAUGGACCUGCUGAAGAUAGUGACCAGUAAGCUGACAGGGAAAAGCAUCAGUCACAGCUUUUCCUGGGACCCCAAACUCAACACCAUCUUCCACCUGAUUCACAAGCAGACAGGAGAGUUAAGCUCCAUCAAGUAUAUCGCCAAGCCGCUGUCGACCUUCCACCAGAUCAACGCAUACGAGGAGGACGGCUUCCUGAUCUUAGAUAUGUGUGCUUCAGACGACGGCCAGGCAAUCGCCAACUACAACAUCCAAAACCUGCGAAAGUCUGGAGAAGAUCUCGAUGAGGUGUAUAACACCUUGUGUAGAGUCUUCCCACGGCGUUUCGUUCUGCCUCUCAACGUGGACGUGGACACACCCUACAACCAGAACCUGAACCGGCCCAGCAGCACAGCCACUGCUGUGAGAAUUGACAAGACCAAGGUCUUCUGUACCCACGAGGACCUCCACGGAGAGGAUCUUCAUCAAUAUGGAGGCUUGGAGUUCCCUCAGAUCAACUAUGCCAAAUACAACACCCACCCCUACCGCUACUUCUACGGCUGUGGCUUCAGACAUCUCGUAGGAGACACACUGAUCAAGAUGGACCUCCAGGAGAAACACAUGAAGGUGUGGGAACAACCUGGUCUUUAUCCAUCUGAACCAGUCUUCAUACCCUCCCCUAACGCCACAGAGGAGGAUGAUGGUGUCAUCAUGUCUGUGGUCAUCACACCCAAUAAGGACCAGAGCACGUUCCUCCUAGUUUUAGAUGCCAAAACGUUUGAGGAGCUGGGCAGGGCUGCAGUGCCGGUCAACAUACCCUACGGCUUCCACGGGACAUUCAACGCCACGACAUAG